AUGCCGGCCGCGCUGCUGAUGGAGACUUCGCAGUCUCUCUCCCCGGCCCUGCCUCUCUCCCUCUCCCUGUCUCUGUCUCUCUCCCAGUCCCUGUCUUUCUCCCUGUCCCUGUCUCUCUCCUUGUCCCUGUCUCUCUCCUUGUCCCUGUCUCUCUCCCUGUCCCUGUCUCUCUCCCUUUCUCUGUCUCUCUCCCAGUCCCUGUCUCUCUCCCUUUCUCUGUCUCUCUCCCAGUCCCUGUCUCUCUCCCUGUCCCUGUCUCUCUCCCUGUCUCUGUCUCUCUCCCAGUCCCUGUCUUUCUCCCUGUCCCUGUCUCUCUCCCUGUCCCUGUCUCUCUCCCUGUCUCAGUCUCUGUCCCUCUCCCUGUCUUUCUCCCUGUCUCUGUCUCUCUCCCUCUCCCAGUCCCUGUCUCUCUCCCUGUCCCUGUCUCUCUCCCUGUCUCUGUCUCUCUCCCUCUCCCUGUCUCUCUCCCUGUCCCUGUCUCUGUCUCUCUCCCAGUCCCUGUCUUUCUCCCUGUCCCUGUCUCUCUCCUUGUCCCUGUCUCUCUCCCUUUCUCUGUCUCUCCCCCAGUCCCUGUCUCUCUCCCUUUCUCUGUCUCUCUUCCAGUCCCUGUCUCUCUCCCUGUCUCUGUCUCUCUCCCUGUCCCUGUCUCUCUCCCUGGCCCUGUCUCUCUCCCUGUCUCUGUCUCUCUCCCUGUCUCUGUCUCUCUCCUUGUCCCUGUCUCUCUCCCUGUCCCUGUCUCUAUCCCUGUCCUCGCAGUCUCUCUCCCUGGCCCUGUCUCUCUCCCUCUCCCUGUCUCUGUCUCUCUUCCAGUCCCUGUCUCUCUCCCUGUCCCUGUCUCUGUCUCUCUCCCUCUCCCUGUCUCUCUCCCUGUCUCCCUCCCAGUCCCUGUCUUUCUCCUUGUCCCUGUCUCUCUCCUUGUCCCUGUCUCUCUCCCUUUCUCUGUCUCUCUCCCAGUCCCUGUCUCUCUCCCUUUCUCUGUCUCUCUCCCAGUCCCUGUCUCUCUCCCUGUCUCUGUCUCUCUCCCUGUCCCUGUCUCUCUCCCUGGCCCUGUCCCUGUCUCUCUCCCUGUCUCUGUCUCUCUCCCUGUCCCUGUCUCUCUCCCUGGCCCUGUCUCUCUCCCUGUCCCUGUCUCUCUCCCUGUCCCUGUCUCUCUCCCUGUCCCUGUCUCUCUCCCUGUCCCUGUCUCUCUCCGUGUCCCUGUCUCUCUCCCUGUCCUCGCUGUCUCUCUCCCUGGCCCUGUCUCUCUCCCUCUCCCUGUCCCUGUCUCUCUCCCUGUCCCUGUCUCUCUCCUUGUCUCUGUCUCUCUCCCUGUCCCUGUCUCUCUCGCUCUCCCUGUCUCUCUUCCUGUCCCUGUCUCUCUCCUUGUCUCUGUCUCUCUCCCUGUCCCUGUCUCUCUCGCUCUCCCUGUCUCUCUCCCUGUCCCAGUCCUUCUCCGUGUCUCUGCUUCUCCCCCUGUCUUUCUCCCUGUCUCUGCCUCUCCCCCUGUCCCUACGGAGCGAGGAUCGUGACGGGCGUGGAUCAGCCGCUCUGACUGACAGCUGGCUCCUGACCACCACUUAA
Molecule: messenger RNA, 1560 nt
Organism: Knipowitschia caucasica
Lineage: Eukaryota; Metazoa; Chordata; Actinopteri; Gobiiformes; Gobiidae
Source: the annotation of a GenBank genome assembly